AGCCGGCGGUGAUGAUGUUACAGUGACAGGAGUACGCCAGUGAUGAUGAUGAUGACUAUCAUUAGAGAUCACACAAAGCCUGUGUGCAGCAGCAGCUGCGGCCCUGCCUCUUCCUGCUCCUCCUCCCCUACACGCGGCGGCGCUGCACACACACUGGCUGCUGCGUUGGUCUCUGCUGCUGUCAGGCUGUGUGCUGCUGCUGUCAGACGGAGCCGCGGCCGGGGAGCGGUGACUGAGCUGCGGGUCCUCCUCCUCCUGUAACACAGCGGCGGCUUCAUACCCUGCACCAUGGCCGAGCAGCAGACCGCAGCGCAGCUGGAAGCGGAUCGCCUGGAUCCGAUGGAUGAUGCCGAGCUGGCCCUGGUGGGCAUCAAUAUGCUGCUCAAUAACGGCUUCAGGGAGUCUGAUCAGCUGUUCAAGAAAUACCGGAAUCACAGUCCAUUGAUGAGUUUUGGAGCUAGUUUUGUCAGCUUUUUGAAUGCCAUGAUGACUUUUGAAGAAGAAAAAAUGCAGCUAGCAUGCGAUGACUUGAGAAUGACGGAGAAGUUGUGCGAGAGUGAUGAAGGGGUUAUCGAAACAAUCAAAAAUAAGAUGAAGAAAAAUGUUGACGUUAGGAAGUCUGCGCAGUCUAUGGUUGACCGCCUGCAGAGACAGAUAAUCGUUGCAGACUGCCAAGUUUAUUUAGCAGUGCUUUCUUUUGUUAAGCAGGAGCUGUCAGCUUACAUAAAAGGUGGCUGGAUACUGCGCAGGGCCUGGAAAAUUUACAACAAAUGCUAUGUGGACAUUAACACCCUUCAGGAAAUGUGUCCGAAGAGGGAAAGUCCGGAGUCCUCGCCCUCUGACGCUGCAAAUGAUAAUCACGUUGCUACUGAGGGGGUGACGGAGGAGGCUCUGAACAGACUGAAAGGUGCUGUGAGCUUUGGCUAUGGACUUUUUCACCUUUGCAUAUCCAUGGUGCCCCCAAAUCUGCUCAAAAUCAUCAACUUGCUGGGGUUUCCGGGAGAUCGUCUGCAGGGGCUUUCUUCACUGAUGUAUGCAAGUGAAAGUAAGGACAUGAAGGCCCCUUUAGCUACAUUGGCCCUGUUGUGGUACCACACAGUAGUCCGACCUUUCUUUGCACUGGAUGGAAGUGAUAAUCAAGCAGGAUUAAAAGAAGCAAAAGAGAUUCUCCACAAGAAAGAAUCUGCAUACCCAAACUCCUCUUUAUUCAUGUUCUUCAAGGGAAGAAUACAACGACUAGAGUGUCAAAUAAACAGUGCCUUGACCUCCUUCCAUACUGCUCUGGAGCUUGCAACAGAUCAGAGAGAGAUACAGCACGUUUGUCUGUAUGAAAUUGGUUGGUGCAGCAUGAUUGAAAUGAACUUUAAGGAUGCCUUCCGAUCCUUUGAAAGAUUAAAAAAUGAAUCCAGGUGGUCCCAGUGUUACUAUGCCUAUCUCACAGCAGUGUGUCAGGGUGCCACCGGGGAAGUAGAUGGAGCACAAGAGGUGUUUAAAGAAGUCCAGAAGCUUUUCAAGAGAAAAAACAAUCAGAUUGAACAGUUUUCAGUAAAAAAGGGUGAAAGAUUCAGAAAACAAACACCGACCAAACAGCUGUGUGUCCUGGCUGCCAUUGAGGUACUAUACCUGUGGAAAGCUCUCCCCAACUGUUCUCUCUCCAACCUGCAGCACAUGAGCCAAGCUUGUCAUGAAGUUGUGGAUCCAUCUGUCGUUGGGUUAAGGAAUUUGCUCCUUGGUGCUAUCCAUAAAUGUCUGGGAAAUGCUGAAGAUGCUGUUCAGUUUUUUCAACGCGCUGUGAAAGACGAACAGGGGCGACAACAGAACCUCUACAUCCAGCCGUACGCUUGUUAUGAACUGGGCUGCCUGUUGCUGGACAAUCCAGAGACUGUUGCAAAGGGAAAAGCAUUAUUGUUUCAAGCAAAGGAGGAAUACACGGGCUACGACUUUGAGAACCGAUUACACGUACGAAUCCACGCAGCCUUAGCUUCUCUUAGGGAGGUGGUGCCUAAGUGACUGGGAGAAGGACGUGAUGACUCUUGUAUCCCACACAGCUUUCUGCACUUCAACACACCGCAGUGGAUCAAAAUGGCUGAUUGUGGAUGAUGCGGGUGUGUGUUGGAAAGCCUCCUGUGCCAGAGGCAUCAGACUAUUCACAGUAGCGGCGCAGUUGGACUCCAAUAAAAAUUAGUCCUUUUUAAAAAAAAAAAAAGAAAUCUGGGAACCUGAAACAUGAUCUAAAUAACAUAACAUUACAUAAGCAAAAGACGUUACUACGACGGAAAAAGUUCCUCAGACCUGUGGUAGUGCACUGUAUAGCAUGUUUAUUUUAGCCCUUUUGUCAAUCACGGCCAGAGCGGCAGUCCUGCUUACAUCUGCUGUGGCCAUUUUGUUUUGUAUCAGCCUUUUGCUUUCAGGAGUUCUUAGACCAUAUGAAUUGCAUAAUGGGGGAGAUUCGGUUAAGCCUGAAGUUCCGUCAGAAUGCUUGCACAGUGUGGGUAAUUACAAGGUGAAGACCUCUGGGAUGAGUGCAGAAAUGAGUGAGAUUAUCAUGCUGAGGUGACCUAUGUUGUGUUCGUGCCCAAGGUACUGACUGUAAACUGUGGCUCAUUGAAUUUACCCCCAAUGAGUGUAGAAGGAUUUUUUUCUAUAGCUCAUUAUUAAAUAAGAUAUAAUAGUGCAGUUGCAACUGAAAAGAGUUUGCCCACAUCAGGAACAUUAGGUCAGUAAGUUGGACUGCUGCUUUAAGUUGCCCUUUGAACAUAGUCCGUUUUACUGCGGCUAGGCAUAAGAAAAGCACAUUUAAGACAUUGAUGUACACAGUAGGCUCCUAUAAUAUGUCUGUGCAGCAUUCGGUCUACCACAUCUUAUAGCAGUCCAUUUUAACGGUACAUUGUUUUAAUAACCUAGAAUGUGAUAGGGAAUGACCUUUCUCGUGUGUGUGUAUAUAUAUAUAUAUAUAUAUAUAUAUAUAUAUAUAUAUAUAUAUAUAUAUAUAUAAUGUGUGUGUAUGUAUAUAUAUAUAUAUAUAUAUAUAUAUAUGUAUGUGUGUAUGUAUGUAUAUAUAUAUAUAUAUAUAUAUAUAUGUAUGUGUGUGUAUAUGUAUAUAUAUAUAUAUAUAUAUAUAUAUAUAUAUAUAUAUAUAUAUAUAUAUAUAUAUAGCUAAUGUAUGGAACCCCAACAUUCCUCAGCAGAAUUUCACAGAACAUCCUAUUAAUGUUACUCGUGCAGCCAGGGGGGAAUCCAAGCUUAUUUCUAGGAUUAGUCGCUGACCACACCACAGUUUUUGUACUAGACAUACUUGUACAUGGAUUUUAGUGAAUAAUAAUAUUGCGGCACGCGCUCUUUGGAUUCCGCAAGAUAUGUGUAAAACUAUCCUCUAAUGUGAGAAUUUUUUACACUGACCUGAUAUAAAAAAAUUAAUCUCCCUCAAUAUAAAACAAACCAGCCCUGAAGGGCAGUAAAGGGCAAUACAGUACAGAAACUGUAGCACUUUUGCUCCUGUACAUACUUGAAAAUAUUGUUUUGUUCUAAUUCAGGGAUACUUCCAUUGUUGUCAUUUUAUAGUGCACACCACAUUAUUUGUUUUAUUAUAUAUGCAUAGUGUGCUUUGUCAGUUUAUUUAUUUGUUUUUUAUUUGGCAAAAGAGAAUGGUAAGGAUGGUGAAAGGGGCGUUGAUCUGUUUUGUUUUAAUUGUACUUCUUUUAUAUCAAGUAUCAGUAGUUUCUAUUUAUAAAGUAUUUAUUUGAAAACUUGGUUUUCAGGGUCUCCUAAUAAUUUAAUGUUAAGUCUGCUAAACUAAGGCCUAAUUCAGACCUGAUUCCUGUGCUGCAGAUUUGCACAGGUCUGCGAUCAGAUAGUUGCCGCCCAGGGAGAGUGAAAACCCGCCCCGUGCAAGUGUGCGAAUGCAUGUGUAUGCCGUGCGAAAAUUCCGCCAGACAGCGGGCAGCUGCAAAUCCGUUCGCACCUCACUCACCAAUGGCUGGUUUUUACAUGUGGGUGUGCAGUCUGUGCGUAGCCCAGGACUUACUCCUACAGUGUGAUACAAACAGGAUGAUCGGGUCUGGAGCUGACAUCACACACCCGCCCUGAAACCGCUGGGGAACGCCUGAGUGUUUCCUGAAAACGGACCGUUGCCACCCACAAACGUCCUCUUCCCGUUAAUCACCUUGCAAACACAAUUUUUGCACCAUCCUGUCGCUGCUUUGUGACGCGCCUGCACAUUGCGGUGCAUGCGCAGUCAUUCGAUAAUCGGACGCUGUGCGAUUUCGCACAACAGCAAUCCGGUCUGAAUCGGGCCCCUAGUUCCUGUAAAAUGAUAUAUUAUGAUUUACUUUUACGUUACAUAGAAGUCUUACUGCCAUCCUCUGCAUCUUUAGAUCUGCAUAAAAGCUCUUCUCCAGGGUCUGGCUGGCAUCUUUCAGCCCAAGGGGAUAGUCCACGUAUGUGGGCCAGUCUUUGCCAUCGCCAGAGGGUGAAUGAACAAGUUACUGUACGUUGGGGGGGUGCCCAGGAACUAGAUAUCCUUGUGUCCCACUAUAAACCAUUAACAUCUCCUUUUCAUCCUUCUUAUGUCUUCAAUAUAAUAUACAAUACUCUGAGUGACACUGAUGGUAUAUUACAAGCUAUUACUUAUUGUUCUAUAACUCCACUGAUUUAUCAAACAAGUCUUUGCUAUUUGGCUGCCCCGUUAUUUUUGUUGCCCCUCCUACCCUGUAUAUCCCCUGUAUUUGAGUCUCUUCUUGCCUACAAUAUAUGGUGGCUUGUCUGCAGUGGGGAACCUCUGAAGAAAUCCAUCUUCCCUGUGCAGUGUCUCGCGUCCUUAUUCGCUAGUCAUGUAGGAGACCAGGAGAAACGUCUGAAGUAAAUAGAUUUUAGUGUCCUGGGUGAAGAAUAACUGCUGACGCCCCUUCUUUAUGGGAGUGAUAGUUGCCACUGCUGGAUUGUUUGAGGCUAGCUCAUUACAAGUGCUAGACCUCAUUCUAAUCCCAUACAUCCAUGCAUAAAUCUCCGUGUUCAUUCAUUCCUUUUUAAGGCGGAUUCAAAUCAGCAACUUUUCCGUAGCGGGGUGCAGGAAAAAUUGUGAUGGUCAGAGCACCAUGUACCUGUUUGUGGAAUAUGUGCUCAGCUGGAUUGAAGUCACCUUUGACUGUUUAAUAUAUUGUUAUAGACCAUCAAUAGUACAACAUGUUUAGUAUACAUUUAUGAGCCUGAAAGUCUAGAAUACUGUAAAUGCUUUUUAAUCCUUAAGGAGUCACAUGAAUCUGUUAUGAAGUUGACAUUCCUGUAUAGGCUCUUCUAGAGACGUUUUAAAAUGGGAUUUUGGCUAGAAUUGUAGAAACUUUAUUUUUCUGCAGCAACUGAAAUUGUGGCACACUAAGGAGUAGAUGUAUCAAAGCUUGGAGAAAGAUAAAGUACCAACCAAUCAACUCCUGUCAUUUUUAAAACACAGCUUGUAAAAUGACAGAAGAUGAUUGAUUGGUACUUUAUCUCCUCUCCAAGGGUUUACAUAUGUUAUACCGGUGGAAAGGAUACUGGCUGUCAAUAUCUCGACGGCAGCAUCCCGCCCACCAGAAUGCCGGCAACGGGACGAGCGCUAAGAGUCCCUUUGCGGGCUCAGUGGCACGCUACGCUUGCCACGGGAUCUAUUCCCACUCUAUGGGUGUCGUGGACACCUACGAGUGGGAAUAACCCUGGUGAGCCGGGAUUCCGUCUGUCGGCACUGUCCGCUGUCGGUAUUUUGAUGGGAUCCCCACUUCCGGCAUUUUAACUGCAUCCCUCUUCGUGAGUUGAUACAUCUAUAGCUUUAGAUUCCUUUCCAUUCAUUAUGCCAAACCCACUUUUAUUGUAUCCUGACCAAAAUAUCCAUUUAUUAAAUGGAGUAUUAACAUAAUUGCUAAGUGAUACUGCAAGUCACAUCUGACAGCUUUAAUUCAUACUUCUGUUAUUACCGAUAUGUCUAGUACCUGAUACAUGUGAGAGGUGCGGUCUCCAUUAGAUUGUGCCUGUGAUGAGAGCAAUCAGAGUGUUAGUAUUUAUUAGAAUGGUGCGGUGUGCAUAUAUACUGUAAUACCUAGCAACAGCUCAGAUUCAUUGGGAUGAAUUCCAUUCUAUAAUAUCUGUCUGCGAACAUUAUUGGUAAAGAAUCUUCCAUCAUUGGGGUGCGAGGGAAAACUAGCUAAGAUAAACCUCUAGGGGAUUAUUUCCAGAGGCAUGUCUGAUUGUCCCCUGCUCACUUAUGGUACAUGUAAGCAAUUGCUAAGGGUUACAGCACCUUUCUGCAUAUCACACCAUGUUGUCAAAUAAUUAAAUAUAGUGGUUUCAUACUCUGAGGCAUAGUCUAAUAGCAAUAAAGGGAUACAGUAUAAACUGCAGGUUAAAAUACAUAUUGGCUGUCCAUCACUGGGUAUGUUUGGUUUUAAUUAUUUUCAACUCCUGGUAGAUAGGACUUCAAACAACAUACUGUGGUGUGAUGUUAAUAAAGAACUUCACUUUUAUAUUUCCUCAAAGAAAAUAAAAGGAACUAGAUCUAG
Messenger RNA from Pseudophryne corroboree (corroboree frog), 6527 nucleotides. It is a transcript of the gene TTC39C, whose product is annotated as tetratricopeptide repeat domain 39C. Gene Ontology annotation, molecular function: protein binding. The record is from RefSeq and is a predicted model, not a curated record. The transcript is spliced from 14 exons. Lineage: Eukaryota; Metazoa; Chordata; Amphibia; Anura; Myobatrachidae. Bases 289 to 2010 code for a protein of 573 amino acids. Gene Ontology annotation, biological process: cilium assembly; otolith morphogenesis.